CCAGACAGGGGACAUGGUGUGGGAAAGGCAGUGGGGACAGGGCCCAGAGAGAUGAGGGCAGGAGCAGGGAGGUGACAGUCAGGAUGGUGAGAAGAAGCCAGAGACAGAAGCUGAAAAAACUGACUGGGCUGUGCGGCCGGGAGGAGGGGCUCCGGGUGAAGCGGAACUGUCCUUCUUGUGGCCCAGAGUAUGAGAGUGACGAGAAGGGGAGAGAGAACUCUAUUUCUGUUCAGUUGUUCCCUCCAGAGCUGGUGGAGCAUAUCGCCUCUUUCCUCCCAGUAAGAGAUGCAGUUGCCCUAGGCCAGACCUGUCACUACUUCCGAGAAGUGUGUGACACUGAGGGCGUAUGGAGGCGCAUCUGCCACAGGCUCAGUCCACACCUCCGGGAACAGGGUUCUGGAGUCCGGCCCUGGAAGAGAGCAGCUGUUCUGAACUACACGAAGGGCCUGUAUUUCCAGGCAUUUGGAGGCCGGCGCAAAUGUCUCAGCAAGAGCGUGGCCCCCCUGCUAGCCCAUGGCUACCGUCGAUUCUUACCCACCAAGGACCACAUCUUCAUUCUCGACUACCUGGGGACUCUCUUCUUCCUCAAAAACGCUCUGGUCUCCACCCUUGGCCAGAUCCAGUGGAAGAGGGCGUGCCGCUACAUUGUGUUGUGUCGUGGAGCCAAGGACUUUGCCUCCGACCCAAGAUGCGACACAGUUUAUCGUAAAUACCUCUACGUGUUGGUCACUGGGAAGCAGUCGGGAGUGGCAGGCACCACCAGCAGCCGGGCCUGUGACUGUGUGGAGGUCUACCUGCAGUCCAGUGGGCAGCGGGUCUUCAAGAUGACGUUCCACUACUCUAUGAGCUUCAAACAGAUUUCGCUGCUUGGGCAGGAGACCCAGCGGGCUCUGCUGCUCCUCACAGAGGAAGGAAAGAUCUACUCUUUGGUAGUGAAUGAGACACAGCUGGACCAGCCACGCUCCUACACAGUUCAGCUGGCCCUCAGAAAGUUGUCCUGCUGCCUGCCUCACCUGCGUGUGAGCUGCAUGACUUCCAACCAGAGCAGCGUCCUCUACAUGACCGACCAGGGGGGAGUGUAUUUUGAGGUGCAUAGCCCAGGGGUGUAUCGUGACUUCUUUGGGACCCUUCAAGCCUUUGACCCCCUGGACCAGCAGAUGCCACUUGCUGUCUCCCUGCCUGCCAAGGUCCUAUUCUGUGCCCUUGGCUACAACCACUUUGGCCUGGUGGAUGAAUUUGGCCGAAUCUUCAUGCAGGGGAAUAACAGAUAUGGGCAGCUAGGAACAGGGGACAAAAUGGACCGGGGGGAACCCACACUGGUGACAUUCUUCCCUGAACCUUCCAGCCAGCCUUCUCCCUUGGGCCCCCAGCCCCCUGCUGUCCCCCUCUCCAGGACCCUGGCCUUGUGUCCUCAGGUACCUUAUCUGCAACGCCCCAUUGCCCUGUGGUGUGGCCUCAACCAUUCCCUGGUGCUGAGCCAGGAUUCCGACUUCAGCAAAGAGCUACUAGGCUGUGGCUGUGGGGCCGGUGGCCGCCUCCCUGGCUGGCCUAAGGGGAGCGCCUCGUUUGUCAAGCUCCACGUCAAGGUCCCUCUGUGUGCCUGCUCCCUCUGUUCCACUAGAGAGUGCCUCUACAUGCUGUCCAGCCACGACAUCGAGCACUGCUUAUCCUAUCGGGACCUGCCAGCCCCCUGGGCGGUGGACAGCCUGGAGCCCAGCCUGGGGGCCAGAGCCCCCCAGGACACUGGGGUAGCAGCCUGGGCCUUCGAGGAGUACCUCAGCCAGAUCCACAGUUGCUCCACAUUGCAGGACCGCAUGGAGAAGAUGAAGGAGAUCGUGGGCUGGAUGCCCUUGAUGGCUGCACAGAAGGAUUUCUUCUGGGAGGCCCUGAACAUACUGCAGAAGACUCCUGGGGGGGCUGCCCCAGGCCCCUCAACCCCUGAGAGUUGACCCCGCUCCAGACCUCACCCCUGGAGGGACAGUGGCCUUGGGGCAAGGGCUACAGAGAGAUGAGUGGUGGCAAUGAACUCUGUAUAUCCACAUGAGGAGGGGUCACAGGGGGACGGGGGCAGCCAGACCUGGCAGGGUAAGGCAAGGAAUGAACACUUUUGUAAAAUAUUCAGGGGGCUGCCCAGGUGGAGCCCCCAACCUGAUACCAUGGAAAAGAGAUCUGAUGAACAAACAGAAUAAAAGGUUGAAGUAA
This is a messenger RNA of Heterocephalus glaber (naked mole-rat), 2202 nucleotides long. It is a transcript of the gene Fbxo24, whose product is annotated as F-box protein 24. Gene Ontology annotation, molecular function: protein binding. The record is from RefSeq and is a predicted model, not a curated record. NCBI's taxonomy places the organism in Eukaryota, Metazoa, Chordata, Mammalia, Rodentia, Bathyergidae.